Peromyscus leucopus (white-footed mouse) is the source of this 2170-nucleotide messenger RNA. It is a transcript of the gene Tmem269, whose product is annotated as transmembrane protein 269. Gene Ontology annotation, cellular component: membrane. Lineage: Eukaryota; Metazoa; Chordata; Mammalia; Rodentia; Cricetidae. Gene Ontology annotation, molecular function: phosphotransferase activity, for other substituted phosphate groups. The transcript is spliced from 8 exons. The record is from RefSeq and is a predicted model, not a curated record. Gene Ontology annotation, biological process: phospholipid biosynthetic process. The coding region runs from base 1201 to 2007 and encodes 268 amino acids.
GAACUGUCGGUGCUCUUAACCUCUGUGCCAUCUUCUCCAGCCCGGGCCUUAUCACCUUUAGGCUGCCAACCAUACAUGUUCCUAGCUCUGAUCUGUACUCUGUUCAUACGCAUUUGUCCUGCUUCUGUACUUGACAUCUCUGCUUGACUCAGGCAUUCCAACUAAUGUGUCCACACUGACUCUGAAUUUACACCCAAGCCUUUCACAGCCUCUGCAUUCCCAUGGUCACCUAUCUCCCAUUGUUACUUAGUUCAAAAAAGCUAAGCUAUCCUUUAUUCCAUUUGCUCUCCCCAUGCCAGUCAGCUCUGCUUUCAAAAUACAACCCCACAUCCGACCCCCUUUCAUCAUUUCGCCCUUUUCUCUUGGUUUGAGCCACCUACCUCUCGAGCCUAACUAACGCAGUACUUUCCUGGUGGGCCUCCUUGCUUCCUUCCCCACCCUUGAGUGUCUCCACAGAGACUGCCAGCAUCAUCAUCAUUUAACACUAGCCGUCAUCCCAACAUCUGUUUCAAAACAUCCCAAGGCUCUGUGUGACCCUCCACAGAGGCAGUAGAGGGCAGUAGCAUUGACUGCACUUGUGCUUUUAGUUUUCAGACACCCAGGUCUGACUUUAGUGUCAGAUUCUUUUCAGGUCUCAGCUCUACAAGUUCUUAUUAUAAUGUUAGGUGCUAGGGAUUAAGUCUAGGGCCUUUGAACACACUGAGCAAGUGCUUAUAAUAAGGCCGAAUCCCCAACCCAAGUCCACUGAUGACUAAAGGUGGAGUUGAUGGUAAAUGAACUAUUUGAGCCACCAUUUCCUUGAGGAGAAUGGGAUAGUGUCAGAGCCAGUCCAAGACCCAGGGAAACACUGUUCACACCCUCAGCCCAGUGUCUGCCAGAUGGCCUCUGGGCUCAGUGAGACCCUGUCUCCCUUGCUGAUUGUGGUGUCACAUGGCCUCUGCCCCACCCUUUCAUUACCUAUUGUCUAGGUCUGGAUGCUCUUGCUACUGCAGUUUAGCCUUAGUGUGGUGUGGAUGUGGGACAGGUACAAAGAACCAGUCCUAUAAAAGGCCAUACCUGCUUGGAGCUGACAGUCAAGGGGCUCUUCAUGAUGUGGACCCCAGCCUGCUUUUUACAGUCUUCAACUCACUCCCAGCCCACCUCCGACCCCAGGCACUCAGCAGCGGGGUCUCUGCACCGCGCAGAAACCCUCUGUGAAUAAUGCCUCUAUCCAGGUUCAAGGGGAAGAAGAAAGCAGGCCUCAUGCUUGACACAGGGGAACCCUGUCUGCAUUCAAGUUGCGUCCCCUGUAAGAAAAAAGGAAGACAAGGUCAGCGCAUCUUGAGCCAUGAGCAGACCAUUUCUCAGAUGACUGAACUUUCCUGGAAGGAUGUUAUUAAUGCCUUGUCUCUGGCCAACAUGGUCCUGGGGCUCUUCUCCAUCUUCUGCAGCUUCAGCAGGAAACCCCACUGUGCUUCCUGGAUGCUGCUGAUCAGCUUCCUGUUAGACAUGGCAAUAGGGACGAUGACCAGACACCUCAACAUCUGCCACAAAUUGGCAGGACUUGAGCUGAAUGAUUUUGCUGUCUUCACCACCUUUGGCCUGGCUUCGGCUCUGCUGCUCGGCGUGGAAGGGCCUCUGAAUGGGUUCCUGGCCGUCAUCUAUGUCUUAACAACGUCUUUCCGCCUGUGUUUCUAUUCAACUGGAGGUCCCUCUGCAUACAAAGGUCUACCCUGCCCCUACGCUUCCUGUGUUUUGGCCUCCACCUGCCUUCUGACUAAGGGCAACACAUUUAUCCUCUGCUGCAUGGCUUCACUCAUGAUUCUGUUCAUGAUCGACCAGAGUUGCUACCCACACGAUGAGAUCCUGGAGUCGGAGAACUGGAAAAAAGUGGUUUAUAUGGGAGGUGUUAUCAUGCUGUUCCUCUCCCCGUUCUCACUCACCGCCUUUUACUGCCUCAUCUGGUCGCUCUCCUACAUCUUCUUCCCAGAUGCACUGUGGGGCAGGGGAAUUUGUAUUAAGCUCUAGCAAGGAGGAAUCCACAGCUUCACCACCCCUGCUGGCUCUGUGGGCUCUGCACUUAGCAUGCUGGAUCAAGACCUGCCUCAUCCUCACUAAAGCUUUCCUGGCACCUGUGUUCUCACAUGCUAUCUCUUGUCUUGAAUCACAGCGACCCACAGUGGGCCCAGAA